Malus domestica (apple) is the source of this 1806-nucleotide messenger RNA. RefSeq names its product disease resistance protein RPV1-like. The record is from RefSeq and is a predicted model, not a curated record. Lineage: Eukaryota; Viridiplantae; Streptophyta; Magnoliopsida; Rosales; Rosaceae. Gene Ontology annotation, molecular function: ADP binding; protein binding. Gene Ontology annotation, biological process: defense response.
ACAUGACACAAAACCGAGCGCAAUGGCGUUCUAGGAUUCAUAUAGCCGACCCCACUUAGUGGGAAAAGGCUUUGUUGUUGUUGUUGUUGGUGUACUGCUUUGCUCGCCCGGAUAACAUAUGCCUCGGUACCAACUUCCUGCACGCUUGAUGGCCAUUAUCUUUGGCAGGGACAUAUAUCAAACUAUGUGCUCAAUUUGCAAGGAGGGGACAAGGUUGAUAUAUUUGUAAAGCCUGUUGAACCUGCAGAUGCUUCUGUGAGUGUGAAGAAAAUAGGGGUUAAUCUAGUAUGGGACAACUUUAUGAAGGAAAAUAUGCAUGAUUCAGACUUGCUUCUAUACGAUUUUGACCAACAUCCGGAUUGGUUAUUGGGUGCUGAUGGGUAUGAAGGAAUCAGUAGAGAACUGAGAAGCAAUUACUUGGACGUAGCCAUACACCCAGUUGGAAUAGAUUCUCGCGUUCAAGUAAUCAGUAAUUUUUUAGACGUUGAAGGAUCAAAUGAUGUCCGUAUCAUUGGAAUCUUGGGUAUGGGCGGACUGGGUAAAACAACGGUUGCAAAAGCCGUUUUCAAGAAACAUCAUCAUAGUUUUGAUGGUGCAAGCUUCCUUCCAAAUGUGAGAGAAGAUAAGAAACUGGUUCAUUCACAGAACAAACUUCUUUCUGAUAUAUUGAGUUUGGGAAACAUGAAGGUUCUUAAGGUCAAUGAAGGGACCAAGGAGAUUAUAAGAAGACUUGGCGACAAAAGAGUGCUUGUCAUAGUAAAUGAUGUAGACCGCGAUGCACAGUUAGAUGCAUUAGGUAUAAAUCAUUACUCAUUUGGUCCAGGAAGUAGAAUUAUCAUAACAACAAGAGAUCGACAUUUGCUAGAGAUGCUUAAUGUGGAUGUGAUAUAUAUUGUGCAAGAAAUGAAUAAAGAAGAAGCUCUUGAGCUACUUAGUUGGCAUGCCUUUGGUAAGAGUUAUCCUAAUGAAGAGUAUGUUGAGCUCUCAAGAAAAGCUGUUGGCUACUGUGCAGGAUUACCACUAGCACUAGAAGUCUUAGGUUCUUAUCUGUGUACAAAAAGCAAAAGUGAAUGGGAAACUGUACUGGAUAAAUGGAAAAGACAUCCUCCUAGGGAGAUACAGGGAAUACUUAAAAUAAGUUAUGAUGGGCUAACUGAUGACCUUGUGAAGGAUGUAUUCCUGAAUAUAGGCUGUUUCUUUAUUGGAAUGAACAAGAACUAUGUCACGACAAUAUUGGAUGGCUGUGACUUAUAUCCAGAAAAAGGAAUUCGAGAACUCCAAGAUCAGUGCCUUGUAACUGUUGAUACAGAAGGCAAUCUCAUGAUGCAUGACUUGAUUCGAGACAUGGCCAGAGAAAUCGUACAUGCACAAUGCCGUUACCAUCCAGGAGAACGUAGUAGGUUGUGGCAUCAUGUGGAUGUAAUAGACGUAUUGGCGAAACAAUCUGGAACGGAAGACGUUGAAGGACUCGCUUUAGAUAUGAAAGAGUCUGGCGAGCGUAGCUUCAGUACAGAAGCAUUUAAAGAUGCGACGUCUGAGAUUGCUCAAACUCAAUUAUGUAAAUGUUACCGGAAGUCACAGCAAUCUUUCAAAAGAGUUAAGAUGGUUGUGUUGGCAUGGAUUUCCUCUGAAGGUCAUACCUGAAGAUUUCGAUCAACCAAACCUAGUUGCUAUUGACCUGAACUAUAGCAAACUCAUACGAGUUUGGGAGGAUACUGACGUGCUGCUCAAGAAUCUGAAAAUCAUCAAUCUCAGUCAUUCCCAUUACCUAACAGAAUCACCAGAUCUUUCCAAAGUCCCAAAUCU